This is a messenger RNA of Bombina bombina (fire-bellied toad), 999 nucleotides long. RefSeq names its product mas-related G-protein coupled receptor member H-like. The record is from RefSeq and is a predicted model, not a curated record. The transcript has a single exon. Gene Ontology annotation, molecular function: G protein-coupled receptor activity. Gene Ontology annotation, cellular component: membrane. The coding region runs from base 1 to 999 and encodes 332 amino acids. Gene Ontology annotation, biological process: G protein-coupled receptor signaling pathway. NCBI's taxonomy places the organism in Eukaryota, Metazoa, Chordata, Amphibia, Anura, Bombinatoridae.
AUGAUUUGUAAUUCUUCUGCAUCAGAAUUAUGGAACUUGACUAACAACGCUAAGCCAGCAAAGUCAACUUAUAAUCUUGUUAUUACAUUAAUAACAAUGUUUGUAUCCACAUUUGGUAUAGCUGGAAACUGUCUUGUUAUUUGGUUUCUCUUUUUUAAAAUCAAGAGGAAUGUUUCCACAGUCUAUAUUUUGAACCUUGCAAUCGCUGAUACAGUUUUCCUUUUAUUUGUCAGCAUAGUGUAUUUUGUUUGUCUUAUAGUAUUUAAGAAGCCUGCAUAUGAAGUACGAUUUGGUGAUACUUAUAUUCACAAAGUACUAAACAUAUUUUCAUUUUCUAUCCUUUUUGCAUACAACACAAGUUUGUGUCUUCUUACAGUGAUUAGUGUUGAAAGAUGCAUUUCUGUUCUAUUUCCUGUUUGGUAUCAUUGCAAACGACCACAAUAUCUGCCUACUAUUGUAUGUACAAUGAUAUGGCUCCUGUCCUGUCUGCUAACUCUGCUUGAGAUUAUUUUUUGUAAUAAGCUAUUAAGAAAACCCCAUGAAGCCAUAUGUGAUAAAGAUUGCUUACCUAUUUUUAUUGUUAUCUGUUGUAUUAGUUUUAUGAUUUUUAUUCCACUUAUGAUAAUAUCAAGCCUUGCUAUUUUAAUUAAUGUUUGUACCCGUUCCAAGCAAUGGCAACCUACAAAACUCUACAUUGUGAUCACAGUAACUGUUCUGUUUUUUCUAGUUUUUGCCAUGCCAAUGAGAGUUUUAUUACUGGUAUUUUAUAAGCGCAACAUACUACCAGCCUUUCCUAUUAUAGAAAUUUCUGUAUUGUUUUGUUCCUUGAGUAGCAGUAUAAACCCCUUUGUGUAUUACUUAGUUGGUCGUCAAGGUAUUGGAAGUAGAAAGCUUAAUAUAAAUGUGACUUUUCACGCUGUUUUUCAUGAAGAAGGAAGUCAAUAUAAAAAACAUCAAGGAAAAGAAAUAAAAUCAAAUACAUCAAUAAUGCAAAAUUAA